Messenger RNA from Porites lobata, 618 nucleotides. The record is from the annotation of a GenBank genome assembly. NCBI's taxonomy places the organism in Eukaryota, Metazoa, Cnidaria, Anthozoa, Scleractinia, Poritidae.
AUGGAUUCAGUGACUGAGUUACGUAAACAUUUAGCACAAGAAUGUACAAGGAAAGGGAACCCUCCAGCUGAAGAAGGUAUGAAUAGUGACACAGAAGAAGAUACUGUCUUCGAGACAAGAUUUGUUGAAAAUUUCGAUCUGUCCCAAUUUCCAAACUGGAAGCAGUGUUUUAAUGAGGAAAAAAAUACAAGUCAUUUGUUUUAUUUUGGUGGGAAAUCCAUUGGCUAUUCCCAAAUUGAAAUUAUAAUUGACUCCAACAAAGUUUGGACAAUUCGCCACGAGGGAAUGGAAAAAAAGAUCAACUUAGAUUGGGCGGAUGUUUCACCGCAAGUAAAUUCAAUUCAAGAUUUAGUUAAGCUUUUAGUCACCAUUCAGUCCCUGAGAGUAUGCUUGGGUUGCCCAUUUGAACAGUUUCAGACAAUAGUACCAAAGGGAAUGUUUGAGCCUGUCUAUUACACCCGAAAUGGGGAGCCUGCUGCCUUUGUUGAAACCAGUCCAUCCCAGCAUCAUAAAAAAAUCAUACGGUCAACAAGCUGUCUUGUUUUCAUCCCCUAUGACGAGGCUUUACACUCAAGUGACAUAUGUGCAGCUUGUGAACACAGUAAGCACUACUUAUGA